GAUUCAGCUUCACAAUUAAUCCCAAAAUAUCCUAUUCUGAUAUAUAAAUAAUUUAAAAACUAAUAUUUAAAUAUAAAAAAGUCGAGUAGUAUGAGUAGUUUCACUAAUAAUACAAAGAAAAUCAGCGACUUCAGAGAGUAAAGCUGGCACUUUCCAUUGCCUUUAAAACUCUCUGUACUAGCAAAAGAAGAACAAGGAAAAUCUCUCAACAAAAACUGAAAAAGUCAGUGCUAUUGGUUAGCAUAAUGUGAGAAUGAUAGUUGUGCAGAUAUUUGCGAAGUUAAGACGUGAAGAACAGAAACAUGAUUCUGAAGUACAUACCACUAGAUGAAGGGAUGAUGAUAAUGGAUGAGGCGAUUGUGAAGGCAAAGAAGAUUAUUGAAGGGUACCCUGAAACAAAGUUCUCUGGAGAAGAAUACCAGAGGUUCUAUGAAUGUGUUUAUUUCAUGUGCACUUACCAUAGCUCUAAUGAGAAAACGAUGCAGCUUUAUGAGAAAUUCAGAAACAGCUUGGAAGAGAGCAUCUUUUCAACGGUACUGCCAACUUUAGUCAAUAAACAAGGUGCAAAUUUGUUGAGAGAAUUUGUAGUCAUAUGGUCUAAUUAUAAGCUGAUGGCAAGAUGGUUAUGUAGAUUCUUUGAAUACCUCGAUCGCUUCUUUAUCCCUCAACAUAUUGAGCUUGAGUCACUAAAUGGCAUCUCUUUUUCUUGUUUCAGGGAUCUGGUCUUCAAGAAGUUGUACUGUAGAUUAAUUGAGGCUGCAUUAACUUUGAUCAAUCAGGAGCGUGAAGGACAACAGAUUGACUGCGUCCUGCUGAAGAAUGUCUUGGAUAUCUUUGUGGAAAUUAGUGACUACAAAGGGGCUAACUAUUAUGAAGAUUUUGAGCGGAUCAUGCUUACAGAAAUCUCUGGUUACUAUUCUCGAUUAGCUUCAGAGUGGCUUCUGUAUGACUCAUCAGCUGAAUAUGUUCAAAAGGUUUUCUGGUGCUUGAAUCGGGAGAAGCAAAGAGCUCGACAGUACCUACAUCCUGACACUGAAAUUAAGAUAGUGCAGGUUGUCAGAUAUCAUUUGCUAGAUCAAAUUGCGAAUAAACUGAUGGAAAAAAGGCAAGCUGAGAAUUCUGGCAUGGUGACAGAUUAUCAGGAAAUAUUGUUGAAAUGUGCUGGCAUGUCCCUUCAAGAGGGAAGUUCUUCAACAUCACCCGAAGAAUGGCUCUCGACGCUAAUGGCAAAUUCAGCACAUAUAUGCUAAACUUGUUUUGAGAGCAUUAUCAGCAGAUGUUUGUACAAAUUACUUUGAUAAAAAUAUAGUUACCAAUAGCCGACCUAGUGCUGCAACCUCUGUCCUUUUCUGUUUUCCCGAAAUGCAAAAUUAAAGUUCAGCUGUUCAUUAGUUGAAUGAAAUUGAGAUGUUUUGUAUUUAUGUUUUUUGCCGACGGCAGAUUCACUCCUGAAGAAUAUCCAAAGGCUCUUUGCUGCUUCACACUUUUUAUUUAUUUUUUAUGUAAAACCAUAACUGAUGUAGACCUUAUUCAGAAUCUAUAUGUGCAUUGAUAAGAA
Messenger RNA from Gossypium arboreum, 1558 nucleotides. Its product is annotated as cullin-1-like. The coding region runs from base 303 to 1250 and encodes 315 amino acids. Gene Ontology annotation, biological process: protein ubiquitination; ubiquitin-dependent protein catabolic process. The record is from RefSeq and is a predicted model, not a curated record. Gene Ontology annotation, cellular component: cullin-RING ubiquitin ligase complex. Gene Ontology annotation, molecular function: ubiquitin protein ligase binding. The transcript is spliced from 9 exons. Lineage: Eukaryota; Viridiplantae; Streptophyta; Magnoliopsida; Malvales; Malvaceae.